AUGAAUGCACUUAUGCAAUUAUACGUAUUCAUUCCAUUGAUCGUGAAGUUUCGCAUCUGUGUUUCAGUUUUAUACUUCGUAUUCAGUUUCCGAUUUGAUCAGAUCAUUUGGUGUAUUAUGUUGAAUUCUAGUGUUAUUGAUGGUGAUUUGUAUUCUUCUAUGAGCGAGAGUGAAGAAGAAGGUGUUGAGAACUCAUUUUUCAAAGGUGGUGAAUCUUCAAGUUCAGUACAUGAUGCACAAUAUUGUGAUGAUAUAAUUGGAGAACAUGUAUAUAAGCCAUAUGUACCUGUUCAACUUAUUCCAUUUAAGGGUUUAAUCUUCAAAUCAUUAAAGUUGGCUAUCAAAAUGUAUUCUGAGUAUGCUGAAAUUGGUGGUUUUGAUGUUAGACUGAGCACACAGUCAAUGUUUGAUAACAAGAUUAUAAAGAAGAAACAUGUUAUAUGUAAUCGUGGUGGUAAACAGAAAAAGAAAUCUUGUGACACAUUAGGUACAAGUGGUGUUAGGAGGAAACAAAAUUCAAAUUCAAGAGCUAUUGUUUGUCAAGAAAAGAUUAUAUUUGAAUCUGUGUAUGGAACUCCAGAUUAUAAAGUUUUUCAGUUUGAUGAACUUCACAACCAUCCACUUGAGAAGAGAGGCAAUUUAAAAAAAGCGAGACAAAUAUCAUAUUCAGAAAAAGAGUUUAUUGUGUGUGCUUCCACAUCAAAAAUAGGUCCAAGUAUGGCUCAUAAGUUGAGGGCAAGUUUGAGAGGUGGGUAUGAGUUUGUAAAGCCAAAAGUAGUUGACUAUAAAAAUUUAAGGAGAGAUAUCAACAGGGUUAUUGGUUAUAAAGAUGCCCAAAUGAUAGUAAACAUAAUGAAUGACCGUCGAGCUCACUAUCCAAAUUACUCAUUUGAGUUUAAUCGUCAAGAUGAUGUUUUGGACUGUAUGUUUUGGGCUGAUGAAAUGGAGAAUGCAUAUUAUGUUGAAUUUGGUGAUGUUAUCUCGUUUGAUGCGACUUUCCGAACAAACAAGUAUCAAAUGCUUUUUGUUCCGUUUACUGCUAUUGACCAUCAUAAAAAAUCGGUUACUGUUGGAUCUGGGUUGCUAAGCAAUGAAAGCAUUGAGUCUUACUCUUGGUUGCUUAAAGCAUUUCUUAAAACUCAUGGGAAAGAACCAACACUUGUUUUAACCGAUCAAGAUGCCACAAUAAAACAAGCUGUUGAGAAUGUGUUUCUUGAAAAAAGAUAUCAUAUGAUUUAUUUACUAACACAGACUUUAGAAAAAGGUUUUCGAAGCUUGUUUGGGACAUUAAUAUCAGUUUUUGAGGUGAAGUGGGGUUUGCUUAUGAAGGAAUUCAAUCUUGAAGACACAAGAUGGUUUAAAGACAUGUUUACAAUACGUGAUUCAUGGAUACCUGGAUAUUUUAGUGAUAUUCCAAUGUGUGGUUUGAUGAAGACUACAUCGAGGUCAGAGAGUAUGAAUUCAUUCUUUAAUACAUACUCAGAAAGUGGGAACUUACUUUUGAAUUUCAUGAUGAAUUACGACACUACCAUUCAAAAGCAAAGGAAUACUCAACGAGAGCUUGAUAAGGCAUCAAAGAAAGCAUCAUAUAAAAUGCAAACACCUCGAGAAAUAGAACUGCAAGCAUCAAAGGUUGAAAUAAAAGCUGAAGAGAAAGAAAUAAAUUGCAGUUUGAACAUUUUAAGCGUAUGA
This is a messenger RNA of Lactuca sativa (garden lettuce), 1692 nucleotides long. RefSeq names its product protein FAR1-RELATED SEQUENCE 5-like. NCBI's taxonomy places the organism in Eukaryota, Viridiplantae, Streptophyta, Magnoliopsida, Asterales, Asteraceae. The record is from RefSeq and is a predicted model, not a curated record.